UAAACCGCAGGUCCGCCCUCCACACUGACUCCGAGAUGGUUUAGUUUGCUCGUUGCUGCCGCGAAGUCGCUGCCUCUCGCUCGUCCCGCGAUGUCCGGACUUUGCGGAGCUUCUGCUUUCAUCUGCGCCUUCGUGCUCUGCGGCAUUUCAGCCGCCGUGGCGCAGACGCCGACUCCCGCUCCGGCCUCCACUCCUUGUGCCCUGAGAUCCAACACCAGCUGUGAGGAAUGCCUGAAGAACGUGACCUGUUUGUGGUGUAAUCCAACCCAACAAUGCGUGGACUACCCGGUGAGAAGGGUGCUGCCCCCCAACAGUCUCUGCCCUUUGUCUGAUGCACGAUGGGGGGUCUGCUGGGUAAACUUCCAGAUUCUGAUCAUCACCAUGUCAGUGCUGGCUGGUGUUCUCCUCAUUACCAUUCUUGUUUGCUGCUUCUGCUGCUGCAAAUGUGAAAGAAUUGGAAGCAAAAGAGAUGACGCGAAGGCAGAGCGACAAACUAAUGCGAGAAAAGCACGCCAGAAGGCCAGGAAAACAGAAAUGCAGCUGCGGCAUGAUGAAAUCAGGCAGAAAUAUGGUCUGGCAAAGGAUAAUCCAUAUGCUCGAAUGGACAGUCACUAAGACGUAUAUAGUAGUUAAGAUGAUCUAAUUGAUGUCAGUAACCAUGAUACCAGGAGUGUGUAAAAGUACAAAUGAUGAACUGUGAUUAUCUUGACUAAAGUCAAAGUCAGUGAUGGCAAGAAAAAAAGUCACCAAAAUUUCUUAGUCAUUUUGGCUGAGUUUGUACUAUAUAUCAGAAAUGUCCUUUCCCUUAUAUUUAGAUUUUUUAUACAUGUCAAUCUUUGCUAUUAAUAUCCCAUAUGCUUUUGUUUUAAUCUAAAUAAUUCAAGUAAAAAUCACCUGACUUCCGCACAAGUUUCGACUCCAGAGCUGAUUGGUACUUAUACUACUAGCUAACUAGCAGUUUUUACAGAUCUUGGUUCAUGUCUAAAGUUCAACAUUUAUUUUUAUAUCAGAGGUUAAUUUGUAACCUGUAACGUUUUAAAUCAGAUCACAAAAUAAAAAGAUUUCAUGUGCGUUUGUUAAAGAAAAUGUGAUAAAUAAAUGUUGUGACAUAAAUUUUCCCACUUAGCACAGUGCCAUAACAACUACAAACUGCUAAACUCUGACACCAUAUUUUGUUUAUAUUGAUAAUGACAUGUAAAGUAUAUAAGUAAAAAAUAAAAAACAAUUAAAAUAAUCCUUAUGCCAAAAUA
This is a messenger RNA of Betta splendens (Siamese fighting fish), 1250 nucleotides long. It is a transcript of the gene pttg1ipb, whose product is annotated as PTTG1 interacting protein b. Gene Ontology annotation, biological process: protein import into nucleus. The record is from RefSeq and is a predicted model, not a curated record. NCBI's taxonomy places the organism in Eukaryota, Metazoa, Chordata, Actinopteri, Anabantiformes, Osphronemidae. Bases 91 to 615 code for a protein of 174 amino acids. Gene Ontology annotation, cellular component: cytoplasm; nucleus. The transcript is spliced from 7 exons.